AUGAGACUGCUAAUAUUUUCAAUACUAAUCUGCUUAGCAUAUGCUAAGAUACGAGAAAUUAGUGUAAUCAAAUCGGAAAAUAAUGUUCUGGCUAAGGAUUUCAAUGAUGGAAAGGGAUAUCGACCGAAUUGGAGGGAUUUAGAUAAACGGCCGCUACCCGAGUGGUAUGAUAGAGCUAAGAUAGGCAUAUUCCUCCAUUGGGGGGUGUAUGCCGUACCUAGUUUCGGGUCGGAAUGGUUUUGGAUGAACUGGAAAACUAAUGUGACAAAAUACGUUGACUUCAUGGAUAAAAAUUAUCCACCAAAUUUUACCUAUCAGCAAUUUGCUCCAAUGUUUACGGCAGAAUUUUUCGACCCUGCAGCAUGGGCACAACUAUUUGCGGAAGCUGGAGCGAAGUACCUUGUCUUAACUAGCAAACAUCAUGAAGGUUUCACCUUGUUCCCAUCAAAGCGUUCAUUCAGUUGGAAUGCAGUUGAUGUCGGGCCAAAACGAGACUUGGUGGGCGAGCUAUCGGCUGCUGUAAGAAAGAGGGGUCUAAAGUUUGGUGUAUAUCAUUCUUUGUAUGAAUGGUUCAACCCAAUCUACCUGCAGGAUAGAAAUGCAUCAUUUGAGACGCACACAUUUGUAGACACAAAGUUGUGGCCAGAUUUAAAACAAAUUAUCCAUGAUUAUAAACCAUCAGUGAUUUGGUCUGAUGGUGAUUGGGAAGCUCCUGAUGAUUACUGGAGAUCCACAGACUUUCUGGCUUGGCUGUACAACAAUAGUCCAGUUAGAGAAGAAGUUGUUGUGAAUGAUAGAUGGGGUAAAGAUAUCCCUGGACACCAUGGAGACUUCUUUAAUCAUGCUGAUCGAUUCAAUCCUGGUAAACUACUCGACCAUAAAUGGGAAAACGCUUUUACAGUUGAUAAAGUAUCGUGGGGAUACAGAAGAAAUAUGAAAAUCGGUGAAAUAAUGACAGAUUCACAGCUUCUGUUCCAAGUGGUAUCAACAGUCAGUUGUGGAGGUAACGCUCUUAUCAAUGUGGGUCCCACUAAGGAAGGGACAAUAAUACCAGUAUUUCAAGAACGACUCUUAUUCCUUGGAAAGUGGCUGGCCAUCAACGGAGAAGCGAUAUAUGACAGCUCACCAUGGUUCUCCCAAAACGACACGGUGAAUGGCAAAGUAUGGUACACUUGUACCAAAGAAAAUUAUAAUGCUACUCACCCCACUUAUCCGCCUAGUGCUAAUGAUAAAAUCCUUGCAAUCUAUGCUAUCGCGCUUGAAUGGCCUAAGGACAAUUGGCUAACUCUUGGCGAUAUUACAAGUUAUUUGCACAGAGGGACAUAUCAAGUGGAGUUGUUGGGCAACAAAGGAGUGUACUUGGCUUGGAAGAUAAGUAACGGGAAGGUCGCUAUACAACUGCCCGAUAAGGCGACUGUGCGCUCGAAAGUAGCUUGGACUUUAAAGUUUACGUUAAAGUAA
Messenger RNA from Spodoptera littoralis (African cotton leafworm), 1461 nucleotides. The record is from the annotation of a GenBank genome assembly. NCBI's taxonomy places the organism in Eukaryota, Metazoa, Arthropoda, Insecta, Lepidoptera, Noctuidae.